AGAGAGAGAGAGAGAGAGAGAGAGAGCAAUCAGACAGAGAGAGAGGGAAUAACGUGGAAAGUACUGAUAUUUAAAAGUAGGAUUUCUAAGUGUGUGUGAGAGACAUUUGGACAGAUGUAGAGAGAGAGAGAGAGACAAAGACAAGAUGAGGCAAUAGGCAGACACUGAAAAAGACAAAUAUAAAGUGAGAUAGUUUGUCUGAAAGAGAGCUGAACAGAUAGAGCAAAUCAGAACAAAAGACAGAAGGAGAGAGCGAGAGAGAAAGAGAGCUCUAUCUUUUAUUCCAGAGCUGAAUGAUCUAACAGUUUGUGUGCAGUCUCUGGGCCCCCCUCGGGCCCCUCUCUGUCCAGCCGGCACCAUGAUGGGCUUCCAGGUAGACGACGUGGAGAUUGACCCGGUCACUCUGAACCUGAUCAUACUGAUCGCUAGCUAUGUGAUCCUGCUGCUGGUCUUCCUCAUCUCCUGCAUCCUCUACGACUGCCAGGGCAAGGACCCCACAAAAGAGUAUGCACCGGACCCCCAGCCCAGCGCCACACAGACCCCCAUCAGGCUGGUGGUCAUGCAGGGGUCCCCUGCCACCCGCUGGGACCAAAACAAGACCGUCACCACGUACGAGGCAGAUGGAGGAGAGCAGAGGGAGAAGAAGACCACGCUGGUCUGACU
Astyanax mexicanus (Mexican tetra) is the source of this 663-nucleotide messenger RNA. RefSeq names its product small integral membrane protein 36-like. The transcript has a single exon. Bases 359 to 661 code for a protein of 100 amino acids. The record is from RefSeq and is a predicted model, not a curated record. NCBI's taxonomy places the organism in Eukaryota, Metazoa, Chordata, Actinopteri, Characiformes, Acestrorhamphidae.